AAAUAUGUUUGGACGAGGUUCUGACAAUGAUUAAUUUGACCACUUCUAAUUGGCUUUGUUUAUUCACUUUUGGUUUAAAAUAUAGUCUCUAUAAAUUGAGCUGGUCAUGUUCUACAUUAUUCAGAACGAUUUCUGAAUCUGAUCUUCCUCCUUCACACUCAUGUCCCCUUCUUCGACAUCAUCGGUCUUCUCCCAUGUUGUGUGAAGCAAAGAUUUUGCAAGCAAGAAAGCACGCCGUCUCUCUUCAUCUUAGACCACAACAUUAGAACUUUGCUUCGGAUUAACGUAGAAAGUGUAGAAAGUCUCCUCAGAACUCUCAAAGCUUCCAUUUCAGGAAAAAAAAAAUCCAAAUGGAGCUUGAGGACCAGGAAUUAAUUGAUCAGGUCGAAAUCAAUAUAGUUAAUGGAAAUCAUAUGCAACUAAGAAGUUAUCCAUGGGAAUGCAAUAAUCCUUUUAGCAUUCAUGCAUAUGAUCAUAUGAACACCUACACACGAACAUUUCAUGGCUUCACCAAUUAUAUUCAUUGUGUAACUUCAAAUGAUGCACCAACAUAUGUCCUGAAACCAUGGACAUGUACGCAGAUUGAGGGAAACAACAUUUUGGUUUUUGAUAAGGUCACUAAUUUGUUGCCAUACUUAAAUGCUGAAGGAAAUAAUGUCUGUGUGAAUAUCCAGAAUCAUAAACCUUACGCUCCUACUUCGAGACUAAGAGAUGUAACAAGGGGAUUAAUGAGAGGGAUGUGCAACAUAUAUGUAUCAAGAUUAACAAUUGAAAAUAUUAGAGAAUCUGUUGUUAUAACAGAAUAUUCGGAAGUUCGGUUUAUUCGCCUUAUAGAAGAUUACAGUAUACAAGAGAGAACGAUAAGAGACUUCAUCAAUAUUAUUGAACAAUUACAAUUUUUUGUUCCACAGCUGUACGAGUUGAUCAGCUAUACCCAUAUGCUGAGAACAUCGUACUCGUAUGAUUAUUUCUACAACCAUCCCUAUUUUUGGACUUUGGAACAUAGGUAUCAUUAUAUCAUGAAUAUAUGUGUGGAGUUCGAGAUUAAUCCAUCGGAUCGAGAAUCUCAGGAAAAACAACAAAAUAUUUCUGGUGUUAUAACUCAUAUAGUGCAAUAUAUCGAAUCAAAAUACUCAGUAAACCAUUGGUCAGUUAUGUUCCUAGAAGGCUCGAUGUAUUUUACUUUGGCGACCGGCGGCAAUUAUAGUAAAUCGAAAGACUUAAUACGAUAUAUCAGAAACUUAGAUAACCACAAUUGGACUAAUUACGGAGAGAUUGAUUGCAUGAUUUAUUCAACGUUUCCGGAUUUGCUUCCCUUGUUAUAUGAACAUCUUGGGAAUUUGGUUCCACAUCCUAGACCAAUAAUUUUUGUUUGGAGCGAUCUCUAUCAUUAGAUGUGUCUCCAGGUGAUUGGGGAUUCCACAGUUGGUUUGUAACGUGUUUCAUUUGUGAUUUGUCAUUUUUAACCAGUAUCCCGUUGUUGAAGAUAUUUUUAUUUUGAACAAAUAUCAUGUUCGGCUUUCUUUACUGUUUGCAAACCCCUAAUAGACGACUCUUGGUUCAGCUUCCUGCACGCUCCCAGAUUGUAAAAGUGAAUUAUUCAAAUCAUACAAGCAUAUGCGUAAUUCUUUA
This is a messenger RNA of Macadamia integrifolia, 1632 nucleotides long. RefSeq lists its product as uncharacterized. The transcript is spliced from 8 exons. NCBI's taxonomy places the organism in Eukaryota, Viridiplantae, Streptophyta, Magnoliopsida, Proteales, Proteaceae. The record is from RefSeq and is a predicted model, not a curated record. Bases 351 to 1394 code for a protein of 347 amino acids.